UUCACCCGUCCCCGUGGGACCGUCGUGUGAUCGUGCCGAGCCGUGCCGUGCCGUGCUGUGCUGUGUGCCGUUGCGAUGCUACACGAGACGCGACGCGAUGCGAACCGUCUCUCGGAAUCGAAUUAACGAGAAUACUGUUUCGCCGACACCAGCCAGAAGAGGAACGUGCAUGUGAUAAAGGUUUCGUGGUACUGUGCACCGGGGUCUACGGUAUACGGUGGUCGUUUUUGGCGCCAGGCGUGCUCCAACGUUUCAAAAAUGCGCACGCCUACUUACGUAGCGCGGUAUUCCAGUGGGAAGACCAAGGAACAGAGAGUUCGUUUCGAAAAUAGAUUUCUGCCUCGUGUACAGAUCCGAGCUCCGAUCGUCGGGCAUGCGGAAGGAGCGUCACCGGGAGACAGUGAUUGAGAGGAUCCGGCAGACGGGAGCACUUGAAUAUUCGAUCGCGCAGGUAUUACAAUGUCCCAACCGCAAUUAACUACCGACCUGGACGUUCCGGAAAGUCCGCAACACUCUUGCCAAUGCUCCGCAAUGAGUAGCAUGGAUUCCAUGAGAACACAGAGGGACAGGGCGGAGAGGAGCGUGGGAAGUACAAGAAUUUCUAACAACCAAGAACUCCCUAGGGGUUUAGAGGCACUUCAGAGUGCUUUCGAACCAAUAAGAAGACUCGAAAGUCCGCUAUCUCAUCAAGAAAGCCAACAGAUCAAUUUAGAGAAUACCAGGAAUGUCGAUAUUUUGGAGCAUCAGGCCGGCUUAUCGCCGAAUACGAGAUCGAUGGAAGGUCAAAGCGCGAUUCUAUCGAGACACGGUCACAAUCUUUCCUGCAGUCCAAGGAACUUGGAUCUUUCCCGAAACUUGGCGUUCGAGGCUGCGCGAAGAGUUCAGGAAUCCGGCAACUUACAGGACAACCAACACAGCCUAACUUCCAGCCCGAGUCCUUUGUUGGAGUCUAGCUCGGCGUUGCUCGAGACGUCCGCGAAAGAUCUGGACAAGCAGCUCGAAGAUCACACAGGGUUAUCGCAGAAAGCAACCGCUUCGGGCAAAGAUAAGCUGAAGAAUAUUCAGCAGGUUCUGAAUCCUUAUCAACACCAUCAUGAGCCGACGUCGCCGGAACGUAACGUCCACGGACACUUCCACGGUGAUACCCACGCGCACGUGCACAAGCACGCCGACAAUUUCCGAAGCACUACGAAUUUGGACGUUGCAGAUGGAUUGAUGGGAUUUCAGCAGCACCAGCGACAACACACUCAUCAUCAUCACGGGAACACCAAGGCAACGAACGUGACCCAUCAUCACGGUCCGGCAACCGUGCAUCAUCCGCAUGGUCCACAAGGAAUAGCAGCGCACCAUCAUGCAAAUCUGGCGCCAAGCUUAACCAGCCACGUUCAUGGAAACUCUGGUCCUUUAAGUAGCCCCAAUGCAAAUCAUGGAAGCCAAGCUGCAGCCGGAAAUCCGAAUACUCAUCACCAUUCGAAUCCAAUAUCGACAUCUACUACCAUGGUACACAGAAACUCACCGACGAGUCAUCAUCGUCUCGGUGGUAGCACCGGCUUGACCAGUCACUACCCUUCAAACUCAGGUUUCUCCAGUGAUCACCACGGCACUUCCAGUGCAAUGAGCGGGGCUUCGUCGAAUUCGAGCAUGUUAAAUCAUGGCGGUUCGCCAGCGGUUCAUCGACACGUGGUCAAUGCGAAUAGCAGUCUCUCGACUACGCCAUUAGCUAGCCAUCAUCACGGUAGUUCGUCGGGAAGUUUGACCGGACAUUCGAGCGUAAAUCAUCAUCACGUCAGCUCUGGCAUAUCCUGCGAGUCUUCUUCGUCGAACGCCAAUACGAGAACGCACAGUCGCCUAGAUCACGUCCACGAUCAUCAUCACCAUUUACAACAAGUGCAUUCGUUGCAUUCCAGCCACCCUGAUACCAGGCAAAGAGACAGAGCUCCGUCGAGCCUGGAGCACCAUGGACAUCAUCACGCGCACAUGCAUGCUCAUGGACAUCAACACACGCAGAAUAACGAUACCAAAAAUACGUCUCUUAUCGGAGUCGACUCGAUACAGGUCUCCGCUCCGUCGAAAAGUAAAUGCCAAUGUCACGUGGUGCAAACCGGUGGGAACAAGAGGGGGCAGGAGGGGGAGAGCGACGGAGGUGUUGAAGUGACAUCAAGAACGCAUCAACCUCCAGCGCUUCCUCCGCGACCACCCCCUAGGCCAACUAGACGAUACGAAACUACGUCCGUCAAUCAAUGCCACACGGGGGAAGGUGGUUGCUGCAAGAAGUACGUUGUCCUUUGUUGCCUUUGUGGUGGGUUGAGCGCUGCGGUCGGUAGUCUCUUUUUGGCGGUACACGCGGUCCUUUCAGCCCACACGGCCAGUUUAGCUCUCUUUGAGACUGUACCAUCUUACAUUCCUGGCAUAAUGUUAAUUCUAAUGGGUCUAUUCACGAUGCUACUCGCCAGACGGAAGCACAGAUACGGACUUUUGAUGAAAGUCUGUGGAUCUGUUGGAGUGGUAUGUGCGUUGGUAUGCGUGUUAGUCACCGUAACGACGACAGUGAUACACAUGUCCCGGCUGCAAGGUCUUCGAAAAUGCGUUUAUACCGUGAAAGCGAGGUCGUGCACGUGUUACGGAGCGCCAGAAGGAGAUCCUGGAGUUCUCUUCGAAGGUACUCCCCACUGCGAGGCGGUCCACGGCGCUCUACACGCCUGUCUCAGGGCUCUGUUUGGAGUUUCGGUCGCUGGAAUCUUAGCUUGCAUAUUCUCGUGCAUGCUGGUGUACCAGUUACUAAGUCACGAGAAGAAGAAAAUGUACUGGGAGCAGUUGGAACUGAGAUGCAGAUCUUUGUACGGCCAAGGAGGCACCGUGGGACCGACGACUGGUUCCUGCGGAUGUUGCAACGAUUGUGGCGGUGCUAGUCCUUGGUGGGCGCAGACCCCAGGAAAUCUCUACACGCCAAAUCCCGAUUUGGCGCCAUCCAGAAGAUGGCGGCUACCUUGGUCUAGAUCCAGAGGACCAGCUCCGAGUCCAGACUCGAAUUAUGGCUUUCACACUCAGACCAGACAAACCGAGGCCAACGUGGAAAACACGAAUGGCCCCUAUAGCGUUCUUAAUUCUCAAUCGAGUGGCCCUUAUUCUGUAUUAAACACGCAGAACGGCCCGUACACCCCUAGUACGGCUUCUUACAGUGUUUUAGAGACUCCAGUGCCGUUAUGGGGUCCUCCGCCACCUUAUAGCGACCCUAACAGCCCAGCUAGGCGACCACAAGUCGCGGAACAAAGACCCAGAAUUGCCAAACGGAUGGAGAACUUCGAGAACAACGAAGAUCACAGAUCACGAUCUGCGAAACGGCCAUCGGAUAACUACGAAAACGCCGAAGAAAUCUCGAACAGCACCGAUCCAGAAGGAGGAAACGAGGGCACUAUGAAAGGCAGACGAACCAGGAAGCCUCUGAAGGGCGUAGAGAACAAUGCGUUCCAGCAGGAAGCGAAUCCUGGACCAAAACAGUCGGAAAGUGAACUGUACUUCGGUGAUGUGUCCUCGUGUUGCGGACCCGAGAGUAGUUUCUACGAUUUGGCCGUAGAGAAAGAAGGUACGGAGCAUUCAGAGGGCGUGGACUACUUGGCAGCUCGUCUAGGUAAACGACAGCUGUCAAAGAGAUCCAGAAUGCCUCUGCCACUGCCAUCGGACGGUGGUGACAUACCAUCCGACAAUUACGCGAACAGUGACGAGCCCAGAAGCGCCAGAGGACCUUUUCUAGCGCCUGAUGCGCAAUACGAGGUCAUUCAACAAGGCCGAUACUCUUACUACACGUCGAAGGACGACGAGCAGCUUCAAGAAGGUCCAGCGACUUCUGGAUACUUCAGGGAGGAGGAGACUGAAAGGGGAAGGGAUUACAGGGAUUACAGAAGCAGUCAGGAAGAAGAAACACCUCAGUGUUGCUUGAGUGAUUCGACGACGUUGGACUCGGGUUGGCAAAGUGGCGAACAACAACAGUCCGACGACAACGUUAGACCGGUUAACGUGUGAUCGCGUUUAUCGUUAGACCAAUAACGAGAUAGUUGUCGAGAAACAGUAGUAUUAUAUUAAGUGGUAAACGAUGUAAGGGGAGAGCAAAGACCGGAACCUCGAUUCAGUACAACUUGAUGCUUUGAUACGUAGGAGAAAGAAUCGCUGAGAGAACCGUGGCCAUCCCCGUAGUCUGUUGUUUCGUAUUUACUAUGGAGAUGUUGCGAGUUCAGGACUCGAUCUACGAACUAUUCCGUGUGCACUAGAUAGGAAAUUGUCCAUGUAGAAUACAAAGAUGGUGAUACGAGUGCAAAUCUAUGAUUACCAUAUUCGUAAUAGAACCUAAGUGAUGUGAUUUGUGGUACGAUAGUAUAAGUAAACCUUAAUCGUUAGAGCGUAAGUGAAUGAGAAAUGUCCGCGUCGGAUUACUUUUUUUCCAGCGAUCCACGCACUAUUACAAGUCUGAAGAAGGAUCACGAAGAGUAAACUCUACGUCAGAGUACGCUAUAUGUGAGAAAUCCUACGUAACGAUGUAUUUUUAUUAAUUAAACGAUGUCGCCCAUGUUGUUCGUAAUAUUAAUCGCUAAUGUAUGUUGGAAACGAUCGUAUAUAUGUAGAGAAAGAGAGAGAGAGAGGAAGAAAAAGGGAGAAGAGAUUAGUCUCAUAGAUAAUAUGCCAAAGAAAAGGUCUCUAGAGAAGGCGAAAAUAUGAAUGAAAAGAAAGGGAUACAUUUUCCAAAGUUCUGUUUCGUAAAAUUUACCCCUCGACGGAGACUUUUACUUUGGCGAUUCGUUAGAAACGUCCAUGUACAAACGUGUGCUUUACUCUUGCCAAUAUCUCGCUAGACGUCAGCUGGAUUUAGCACUUAGACGUUAAUUGUCGCAAAAAUGUUUACCAUUCGAUAAUAAGUUCAAAAUUGGGCACGUUAAGCUCGCCAUGAAUUCUCGGUCACUGCCAUUCGAACGUUCAAUUCCAUUCUCAAAACCACAUAAGGAUGAGAGAAGAUGUUUUCGCACGUCCAUAAUUUCGCACGAAGUCUGAGUUUUAUGAAUCUAUAUAUACACCCGGAAUUUUACGAUUCUUUUAAGGAAGAUAUUUAUCACGCGUCGUAGUAUACGAAUAAACGAGUAACCGUGUUCGUGGUCUGUGUUAGCUUCGUCGAGCUUUUUACGUUGUAGGGCCGCAUUCGCUUUCGAACAUACAAUCCUAGUGGACCAAGAACGAUAUAAAGAAGAAGAUUGAUCUUACUGACAAUGAGUGAAUAUUACAAAUUAGAAGUAAAAUCUAUCGCCGUUAACAACCGUUCGUUAGAUAGCACAUAAAAACAGAUGCAUAUUUUAUAAUCGACAUUCGAGAACGAAAGAGACAAGGCCAGCUUAGGGGAGUAGUUUAACGUUGUUUACUCGAUAAAGUGUACCUUAAGAGCGAUACGUAGCAAGUCCGAUACAUUGUCGAACGAUGUAACUAACAAUGAUUAAGAAUAAAGCUUUGUUUUGUAAAGAAACCACGUGUCGCUCGAUGAAUUAUACGUAUUCUUUCGAGCAAUGAAACGAAAAAAACGAAAACAAUUAGAAAUUAAUAUACGAAACGUCCUUUCGCCUUUCAUCAAGCUUCGUUCAAGGAUCAUAACUUGUACCUAAAAAAACUACAUUUAAGGAGCUAUAGAAAAGGAUGGCUGCUCUUUUUCCAUUAACUCGAGUAAACAAAUAAAAACCAACUCAGAAUCAA
Messenger RNA from Bombus impatiens (common eastern bumble bee), 5727 nucleotides. RefSeq lists its product as uncharacterized. NCBI's taxonomy places the organism in Eukaryota, Metazoa, Arthropoda, Insecta, Hymenoptera, Apidae. The transcript is spliced from 10 exons. The coding region runs from base 460 to 4020 and encodes 1186 amino acids. The record is from RefSeq and is a predicted model, not a curated record.